AUGGAGAAGGACAACCAGCCACACUUGGUGACUCCCACGUCAGUGAAGGCUAUCAUCUCAAAGAUUGAGGCUGCUCAGCUAAUUCGGACUCAGGAGGAUAUUUCCACCCAGCUCUCAGACAUCUUGGACAAUGUCAAUUGUGCCAUCAAUCGUUUCCAGGAAGAACUGGGAUAUGAUUUAAAAGAAAAGGCAAAACCUCACCAACCAGAGCAAAAAGGCAAGAAGAGAUUCAUCUUGCUGGAAAAAAUUGCCUCCUUCUCCAAAGAUGCCAAGGCUAAAGAGAAACACCUGUAUGAGAUCCUCCGUUGGCUAGGGGACUGGGGUGACAGUCUGACCUAUGAGGUGAAGAACCGGGGGAAUGUGGAGGAAGAGGAAGCCCUGGACGAAUGGAUCGAGGUGAUGGAGAAAGUGCUGCCUCUGUCCCUCAUGGCCACCAAAGGAGGCAUCGAGUCUCUCAUCUCUCUUUGCUCCACUCUCAUUGAAGAACAAAAGAAAAGGACACAAAUGUCCAAACAUAACUUCUGGCAGGACUGGCGGGAGAAAAACCCACAAAAUUCCUCGCACCUCCCUGAGCCGCUGAGCCCGGAGCAGAUGCUCCAAGACAAGAACACUACCUGCACAAAGGUCUCAGAGGUGAAGUCCAUGCUGCAGGAGCUCCUGGACUCCGCCAUGUUCAACAAGGGGGAGGUCAAGGCCAUCAGGUACAUGUCUACUGUGGUGGAGAACCUCAGCAAGGCCUUGAUCCUGCAGCACAAGGAGAACAAGAGUCUGGAGAUAAAAUACAAACACUUGCAGGGGGAGAUGACCAAAGAGCUCAGCAGCCAGAGGCUGUGCUUCCAAAAAUCCAUCCAAGUUCUGGAGAGCAAAAGGGAUGCCCUGCUAAAGCAGGUAGAGGUUCUGGGGGGCAAAUACCAUGACCUCCUUAUGAUCAAGCAUGCCCUGGAAUUCCAGCUGAAGACGGUUCAGUCUGCUGCUGCUCUAGAAGAACCCGUGGAGGUUUUCAUUGAUGCCCCAGAACCCCCGGAGAAGGAGACCCUUCCAGAGAAAGGUGUAGCCCUGGAAAAAGCCCACCAGAAGCUCAAGGAGGAGAAACAGCUGUUUUCCCCCUUUUCCCCAAGCCGCCUGGCCAAGGCCUGGGAUAGCAGCACCGCACCUGCACAACCGCCACUCUCCGCCGCGGUCGCGGAUUCAAGGGGCAAGGAUGUGUUCACUGGCCACACGGAACACCUCGAACCCGUGCUGCUGCACUCAGAGGCCCCCCAGUUCCCUACACGGUGGGAAAAACUGGUUGAAGAGACCCCAGAACAUGAAGGCAAAGACCAGGAGGACCGCUUCCAAGAGAUGGAUGAAGUCCAAAACAAGUCCUAUCCGGGGAAGUGUCUGUCCCCAGGGAGCUCCAGAAGGACGGUUUUGGAGAGCCACAUGGAGCACUGGGAGGAAGAACUCAGCUGGGAGACAAGGAGGCAGCAGUGGCUGCAGGAAGAGGAGAUGUGGCUCCAGCGGCAGAAGAAGUGGACUCUGCUGGAGCAGGAGCACCAGGAAAAGGUACGGCAGUGGGAGGCAGAGGCAGCUGCCAGGCAGCAGUGGCAGAGACUCAUCCAGCCAGAAGAGGAGACAGGGAGCCCCAGGAAGUCCUCCGGGGAGCAGCGGAAGAGCAGUUCCGAGAAGCUGAUCUUCAUGACCACCAACCGAUGGAGGAACCUGGAGAAGUCAGAAGCAUCAUCAGCACCUCCCCCGAGCAGGGCACAGUCUGCUCGCCAGAGCAGGAGGUCCCAUUUACCCAUGUCUGCACACACCCAGCAGCCUGGCCAGGGAAACCAGAGGACCCUGAACUCAGCUGAGUCGAUGCAAACAUCAUGGACCCGCCAGGUUUCUAAUAAACCCAAGAAAUGUGCUUCUUUUCCCAUCACCGGCACAUCCAUCCGAAGGGUGAGCCGCUCCUCUUUGCAGAAAGCCCCAGUAACCUCUAAGGACAAGGUGUACCACAUAAACAUGGAGGGCCAGUUGAAGAACCUGCAGAUCCUGGGUAGCUCGGAGUCAGAGCUGCUACUGCCACAGUACCUGCGCAGCAAGGCCCUGGAGGUCACCGCCGUCGCCAUGGAGCUGAGUGUCCUCAGGCUGCAGUGCCUGUGCAGGAAGUACAUCCACUACAGACGCUUCCAGAGCCUCCGACAAGAAGUAAUCAAACAUAUAGGAGCCAUUCGACAAAUGAGAGUCACCUAUAAGGCCCAGAACUUCUACGUCUUCCUGGAAAACAUCGACCGCCAGCAAAACCUCAGGCUGCAGGCCUGGACAGACAAGCAGAAGGACCUGGAGGAGAAGCACCGGGAGUGCCUGCAAACCAUGGCCACCGUGUUCCCUAAGCUCCAGCAAGAGUGGAACAUCCACCUGAACGUCCCUGUGGCCAACUCUGCCAAGCCAGGGAAAAGCAAGUCACCUCCAGUCUUACUCCAGAGAGUCCGGUCCAGUGGUGCCACCAACAAGCAACCUCCUCCACCCAAGCAGCACCGGGAAUCUGUGCCCCUGCGGAUAGCUGGCCAACAAGGGAACCAGAUGGAAGCCGUAUGGAAGAUGGAUGUGUCCUCUUCAAGUCACCCAAUAGAAAAGAAGACCCCCGCAAGCCUGCCCUGGGACCAGCUAGGGGGUUACCCAGAUAUCCCUAGGCUAUUGGCAGUAGAUGACCAUCCCUCCUACCACAGAAGCUCGAUGGCCUUCAAGACUCGCUCUUUCAGUGCCUCAGUGAUUCAAAGAAAGGAAUGCCGGGAACCCUCAGAGGAGCCAGCUGAGCUCGUCCGAAAAAUGUCCAGCCAGUCGCUCCCUGGGCCCUUACAAAGCCAGAAGGAUGGGGCAGUUCCAGCUUCCACUCCAGCUUCUACUACACGAACCGGAAAAGAUCGUGCAACCCCGCGUUCACAACCCGGAAGUAGAUGCUUCUCACGGAAGCCGGCUUUGGCCCUGCGGCUCCUGCAGUAG
Molecule: messenger RNA, 2973 nt
Organism: Chionomys nivalis (European snow vole)
Lineage: Eukaryota; Metazoa; Chordata; Mammalia; Rodentia; Cricetidae
Gene: Fam186b
Product: family with sequence similarity 186 member B
Exons: 9
Coding region: 1-2973 (990 amino acids)
Source: RefSeq, a predicted model, not a curated record